AGCGUCAGACCUGGGUUUGUUUGUUUUUUCCAAACUGGGAAUAUCGCCCAGCUCACGCCUGUCGGAUGGACUACAGCAGGGGCGGUGUACCAUAAUAACUUUUACACCACAGAAUUGGAAGCGACGUUGGCGCGAAGAUCGUCGAGAUCCGUCAAUAUGACCAUCAUUGAGAUCUGAAGACGGGCACCGGGCCAACAGAGGAUACAGGUCUUUAAAAUGGAGUUCUCUCGGGAUGUACACGGGGAGAAACACUAGACGAUACAGAAGAGCCCUUAGGAAACAAGACACCGGAUUUCCCCGGAGAGAGGUGUGCACGUGUGAGGAGGAGGAGGAGGAGGAGGAGGAGGUAGUAGAGGAGAAGGAUUGCUUUUCCAGGAGAAACAAAGGAAGUACGGAGCGUGGUCAGUCUUCCAGUCACCAUGACGGAGCCCAAGACCGCCGCCGGCGGGAGUCCCGCGGCGGCGCUGGCGUGGGCGCGCGUGUGCAAGGAGUGCGGCCAGCAGCACGAGGGCCAGGACAACCACCUGUACGAGUACCAGGACGAGGUGGACGACGAGCUGGUGUGCCACAUCUGCCUGCAGCCGCUGCUCCGGCCCAUGGACACCCCGUGCGGCCACACCUACUGCUUCUUCUGCCUCAGUAACUUCCUGAAGGAGCAGGACUUCUGCCCCGUGGACCGGCUGAGGCUGCAGCUGCACCAGUGCCGGCCCUCCAGCCUGCUGGUGCGGAACCUGCUGGACAAGUUGAUGGUGCUCUGCCCCCACAGCGAAGAGUGCCCCCAGCAGAUGCAGCGCUGCGAGCUGAUGCCUCACCUGCACAACAGAUGUCCUGUUUUCAAGAAGUUGAAAGAAGAGGCAGAGAGGAGGAAGAAGCCCUCCUGGAAAGAGGUCAAGGGGCGCAAUGGGGAGGUGGAGGCGUGCGCGGAAAGCAAACUUCCAGCGGCUCCGUCCAGAACGUCGACUCGAGAGCACUCCGACCCUGGCCUGAUCAACCCAGCCUACGAGGAGAGCGAAGAAGACACGGGCGCCCUGAGGUCCAGCCUGGUGGCGGAGGCCAACACGGUGGAGCUGUUCCGGGACGAGCCCGAGGACGACCUGGGCCUGCGCAUCGUGGGAGGGAAGGACACCCCGCUGGGGAACAUCGUCAUCCAGGAGAUCGUCCGCGACUCCCUGGCGGCGCGUGACGGGCGGCUGGCCCCUGGGGACCACAUCCUGGAGGUGAACGACAGCAGCCUGGCCGCCGUGCCGCACUCCAGGGCCAUCGCCGUCCUGCGGCAGCCCUGCUCCGUGCUGCGGCUCACCGUCCUGCAGGAGAAGGGCUUCAAGCCCCGCGCCGAGCCCCACCCUACCACCGCCGUCGGCCCCGUCGUCACCACGGGCCCCCAGGGGUCUCCCGGCAACGCCGCCUCGGCGCCCCACCACGGCGCGGUCGUCCAGGUGAUGCUGGUCAAGCGGGACCGCGGCGAGCCCCUCGGGAUCAAGCUCAUCCGCAAGUCGGAGGAGAGCGGGGUCUUCAUCCUGGACCUGUUGGUGGGGGGGCUGGCCGCCAAGGACGGCAAGCUGAGGAACAACGACAAGGUGCUGGCCAUCAACGGCCAGGACCUGAGGCACGGCACGCCCGAGACCGCGGCCCAGAUCAUCCAGGCCAGCGAGGUGCGUGUGAACUUUGUGGUGAUGAGGUCCACCGAGGCCCAAGAGGAAGCGGACGGCGGUGGGGGAGAGGGGAGGUCUGGACGGGGGUCCCGACGAGUGCCGGAACAGCAGUACUUCAGACGCCACUCCACCUUCCUGAAGGACCCUCCCAGUGGCUUCUCCAGCCAGGAGAAGACGGUGAGCCUGAAGAAGGAGCCCAGGCUGUCUCUGGGCAUCACCAUCGCCGGGGGGCGGGACUGCCGCUGCCGCCUGCCCCUCUACAUCACCAGCGUCCAGCCGGUGGGCUGCCUGCACCGGGACGGCACCAUCAAGACCGGUGACGUCCUGCUGAGCAUCAACGGCGUGGACCUGACCCAGCUGAGCUACGCCGAGGCGGUGUCGGUGCUGAAGGCCCAGGCGGCCCAGGGCCAGGUGGUGCUGCGGGCGCUGCAGACCACCGCCGAGGAGGCGGACGCGGAGGACGGCGGCGGCAGCGGCGACGAGGCGGAGGCGCACGAGAGCGCCCACGACGACGACCUCAACUGGACCCCGCCCUGGACCAGCUGGCUGGGUCUGCCCAGUAACAUGCACUGGUGCCGCGACAUCGUCCUCCUGAAGACCAACAACGACAGCUGGGGCUUCAGCAUCGUGGGGGGGUACGAGGAGAGCCGCGGCCAGCAGCCCUUCUUCAUCAAGACCAUCGUGCCCGGCACGCCCGCUCACUUCGACGGACGCCUCAAAUGUGGCGAUGAGAUCGUAGCGGUGAACGGAGCGACCACGGUUGGCAUGAACAACUCCUCUCUGAUCCCCAUGCUGAAGCUUCAGAAGAACAAAGUCACACUCACCGUGGUGUCCUGGCCAGGGAGCCUCGCCUAAUCAACACACACCUAGGCACUAUCCCUUUCUUUGUGUCUGUCUCUCUAUCUAUUUCUCUCUGUCUCCCUCUCUCUCUGUUUCUCUGACUGUCUCUAUCUCUGUCGCUCUGUCUCUGUCGGUCUGUCUCCCUCUCUCUGUGUCUGUCUCUAUCUCUGUGUCUCUGACUCCCUCUCCCUCUCUCUCUGUGUCUAUAUCUCCCUCCCUCUCCGUCUUUUUCUAUAGCUCUGUCUCUGUCUGUCUGUUUCAGUCUGUAAUCUCUGCCAUGGAUCGUAUGUCAGUAUAAACUCAUCACAGAGUGGGGGUGUUUUUAAGGUCUAUCCGGAAAUAAUUGGGACAAUCUGAGUAGAGUAUUGGCACAAUUGGGGUUAAUCAUUUUAGAUUAAUGACGACAAUCAGUGGACAAGCUUUUAACUGUGUACUGGAUAUAAUAUUUUAUUUUUUAUUACAUUUUAUCAUGUCUUUAUGUACAUUUUACUUCACUUUGAAAGCACCGGUACAGGUAAUUCAGUCAGCUGUAGAAUCCCAAAAAAGGAGUGCAGCAUUUAUAUAAUCAUAAUAAUGUGAUCGAUGCAGAGUACUUUGUGUAGUGAGAACAAAUGGACUGUUGGCCAUGCCCACAGAUGUCCAUUUAUCGUCAUAUUAAGUACAUUAUCAUCACUCAUGUUGUUUUAUGACAUGCAUUUUUAAAGUAUCCUUCAAAGCUGCUACAGUUCUUUAAGUGUGGAUGUAUAUAGAAGAUCAAAGACAAAGGUCAAGUAUAGGUUAACCUGGGCUCUCGCUGUAAUAGACUAGGCCACUUCAGGUAUAGGUUAACAUGGGCUCUCGCUGUAAUAGACUAGGCCACUUCAGGUAUGUCGCUCAACAACCUAGGGUCACAGAAGUCAACCAGGACCUAGAAGCAGCCUGCAGGCCAAGCCUGGACAGACUGAACGACAUUUUGCCCAAGAAUACAGCGGCUGAUGAUAUUUAGCUGAAGCUAGGAAUAUAAAUCCCAUAAUGAACACAUUUGUGAUCGGACGAAUUAUGCAGAAUGUUGAGAGAGAGAAAGAUGUGCGCAAUUGAUUGCAAUCAAUCAAUGACAAAGUGCACUGUAGCAUGCUAAAUCUUGCUGAAUGUAUCAUACAACGUGGGUGUGUGGUACACAUUAAGGGAGAAAUCAAGACGUGCACUUGCCUUUAUUAUAACCUUAUCCGAAGGUUUUUUUUGCAUUUUCCACGGUUAUUUUUACGUGACGUUCUUCACACCUUUAUUGUGUAUGGUUUCAAUAUGAAUAGGAUGUGCUUAUUAUAUUCCUUUAUAUUUCUUUUGGAACCGUACCUCAGCUGAGAUGCUAAUCACCAAGUGGCCUUUCUGAUGUCCUGGAGAUGAUUUGAAAUAAUUCAUGUUUUGGACCACUUCUAUCAUCACUUUCAAUAAACUCGAGGAAUUGUAA
Gadus macrocephalus (Pacific cod) is the source of this 3939-nucleotide messenger RNA. RefSeq names its product ligand of numb-protein X 2b (gene lnx2b). The coding region runs from base 420 to 2507 and encodes 695 amino acids. The record is from RefSeq and is a predicted model, not a curated record. Gene Ontology annotation, molecular function: protein binding; ubiquitin-protein transferase activity; metal ion binding. The transcript has 10 exons. NCBI's taxonomy places the organism in Eukaryota, Metazoa, Chordata, Actinopteri, Gadiformes, Gadidae.